AUGACUUCUUGUGACAAAGCAGAAAACUCAAGUUUAUGCCCAAGGGGUUGCGGCUUCUAUGGUAACCCAAGCAACCACAACAUUUGUUCCCAAUUCUAUAAAGCUUUCUUGAAAGAAGAAUCCGCCAAGAGUGCAAUAGCUUUAUCUGAAAAGUUAUAUUUUCUUACUGUUGAUGAUACUGUUAAAACUGGAAACAACGAUGAUUUGACGAUGAAGACGAAGACAGAAAGGAUUCAUAGGUACCCAGAGGAACAUGCAUGCACAUUCAAUUUCAAGUCUAUGGGACGUGCGCUUUUGGCUAAGGAAAAUCCUCUUUGCAAAGUUGAUAAACUUGAGUAUAGGAUCUAA
Molecule: messenger RNA, 348 nt
Organism: Nicotiana tabacum (common tobacco)
Lineage: Eukaryota; Viridiplantae; Streptophyta; Magnoliopsida; Solanales; Solanaceae
Source: RefSeq, a predicted model, not a curated record